This is a messenger RNA of Acanthosepion pharaonis, 1530 nucleotides long. The record is from the annotation of a GenBank genome assembly. Lineage: Eukaryota; Metazoa; Mollusca; Cephalopoda; Sepiida; Sepiidae.
AUGUCCCUCGAUAAGCUUUCAUUGAAUGUUCCACAACAAGCUUUGUUUGAAUGUCUCAUUUUGUUCUUCUCAUGUCUAUCUAUCUAUCUAUCUAUCUAUCUAUCUAUCUAUCUAUCUAUCUAUGUUUAUUCAUUAUCUAUCUAUCUAUCUAGUUUUAUCAGUUCAUUAUCUAUCUAUAUAGUUUUGUUUGUUAUCUAUCUAUCUAUCUAUCUAUCUAUCUAUCUAUCUAUCUAUCUAUCUAUCUAUCUAGUUUUGUUUGUUUCUAUCUAUCUAUCUAUCUAUCUAUCUAUCUAUCUAUUUUGUCUGUUCACUAUCUAUCUAUCUAUCUAUCUAGUUUUGUCUGUUCAUUCUCUAUCUAUCUAUCUAUCUAUCUAUCUAGUUUUGUUUGUUACCAUUCUAUCUAUCUAUCUAGUUUUGUUUUUGUCUGUUAUCUUCUAUCUAUCUAUCUAUCUAUCUAUCUAUCUAUUUGUCUGUUUUGUUAUCUAUCUAUCUAUUGUCUAUUAUUUUGUUUGUUCGUUAUCUAUCUAUCUAUCUAUCUAUCUAUCUAUUUUGUCCAUCUUAUCUAUCUAUCUAUCUAGUUUUGUCUGUUCGUUAUCUAUCUAUCUAUCUAUCUAUCUAUCUAGUUUUGUCUGUUCGUUAUCUAUCUAUCUAGUUUUGUCUGUUCAAAUUAUUAUCUAUCUAUCUAUCUAUCUAUCUUGUCUGUUUUUCUAUCUAUCUAGUUUUUUUUGUCUGUUCGUUAUCUAUCUAUCUCUAUCUAUCUAUCUAGUUUUGUUUGUUCGUAAUCUAUCUAUCUAUCUAUCUAUCUAUCUAGUUUUGUAUUCGUUAUCUAUCUAUCUAUCUAUCUAUCUAGUUUUGUUGUGUUCGUUAUCUAUCUAUCUAUUUUGUCUAUAUUAUAUCUAUCUAUCUAUCUAUCUAGUUUUGUCUGUUCGUUAUCUAUCUAUCUAUCUAUCUAUCUAUCUUCAAUCUAUCUAUCUAUCUAUCUAUCUAGUUUUGUCUGUUCGUUAUCUAUCUAUCUAUCUAUCUUAUCUAUCUAUCUAUCUAGUUUUGUCUGUUCGUUAUCCUAUCUAUCUAUUUUUUUUGUUCCUAAUCUAUCUAUCUAUCUAUCUAUCUAUCUAUCUAUCUAUCUAUCUUUUAGUUUGGUCUGUUCGUUAUCUAUCUAUCUAUCUAUCUAUCUAUCUAUCUAUCUAUCUAUCUAGUUUUGUCUGUUCUUUUGUCUGUUCGUUAUCUAUCUAUCUAUCUAUCUAUCUAGUUUUGUCUGUUCGUUAUCUAUCUAUCUAUCUAGUUUUGUUUGUUCGUAAUCUAUCUAUCUAUCUAUCUAUCUAUCUAUCUAGUUUUGUCUGUUCGUUAUCUAUCUAUCUAUCUAUCUAUCUAUCUAGUUUUUUUUGUCUGUUCGUUAUCUAUCUAUCUAUCUAUCUAGUUUUGUUUGUUCGUUAUCUAUCUAUCUAUCUUUUUGUCUGUUCGUUUUGUUUGUUCCUAAUCUAUCUAUCUAUCUAUCUAUCUAUCUAUCUAUCUAUCUAUCUAUCUAUCUAG